Molecule: messenger RNA, 2255 nt
Organism: Drosophila nasuta
Lineage: Eukaryota; Metazoa; Arthropoda; Insecta; Diptera; Drosophilidae
Product: putative helicase mov-10-B.2
Exons: 2
Coding region: 97-2163 (688 amino acids)
Biological process (GO): regulatory ncRNA-mediated post-transcriptional gene silencing
Cellular component (GO): cytosol; P granule
Molecular function (GO): 5'-3' RNA helicase activity; RNA binding
Source: RefSeq, a predicted model, not a curated record
AAUUCAGUUGCGAUCUGAUCGUCAGCAAGAGUAGACUGUUUCAUUGCUUGAUACUUGUGUUUAAAGUGAAUUAAGUUCCAAUUUAAAAGAAAGACAAUGGAAAAGCUACCAAUGUAUGGACUCAGUAAAAAUUGGUUGAAGGCUCUAGAGAGCAAUUUCAGUGACAAAAGCUUAAAAGAUGCUGCACCGAUAUUUAAUUCAUAUUUGCAGAAACAGCAUCUUAGCUACGACAAUUUCUGUGCCAUUUUGAAGGCGCUGCUGCAUAUUGAUGACGUAUCCACUAUGCAGUCCUAUGCUGAACUAACUCAGUUUAAUGUCAAUGUUGGUGAAAACAAGUUGCAGAAAUUCUUCAUAAAAUUCAGUGCGACAACAGUGAAUAGUGCAAGUCGACUGUCUUCCUGUUAUGAUGAAGUCGUUCUGGUGUCCAGAAAAGGGUUAGAAGAGUCGCCACUACCGAGGCCGCUUAUACUUGCACUUUCAAUGAGUGGCAAACAUGUUUCGCAGAUUACAAAGGUGACACCUAGGCGCUUUUACUUUCAAUCCGGCAUUGAUUUGUUGGACGAGCCAUUUGAUGUCAUAUUUCGCUCACCACGCAUCCCUCAGCGUCUUAUGUACCAUGCACUGGAAAUUCUUGAGAACAGGCCUGAUAUUCAUCGCUAUAUAUUUGCAAUCCCGGACUCAAACUCCAAAAAGUACUCCGCUCCAGCUCCCAAAAGUUUACCUACACUUACUCUGUUCAAUGCUUCCAUUCGCAACAAUGCCGAGCAGUUACAAGCUGUGCAGCAGAUCGUUGCAGGUCAAAAUCCCCAAGCACCGUAUGUUGUCUUUGGACCACCAGGCACCGGCAAGACCACAACCAUUGUGGAGGCGAUUCUACAACUAUAUUUGAAAGGAAACAAUCGCAUCCUUGUUACUGCUGGAUCCAAUUCGGCAUGUGACACGAUUGCUGAAAGAUUAUGCGAAUAUGUUUCAAAAGUGGCGCAUGUCAGAGAGAGGGAGAACGUUAUGCUGCGGUUGCUGUCGUACACGCGGCUUAGAAAGGCCAAAAAGACAAUGCCUCCAAAGCUAUUGGCUUGCUCGAACUAUCGUUCGAGACGCCACGAAGGCCUGAGACGCAUUGACCUAAGUCAGUAUGGCAUCGUUGUGGCUACACUGUGCACCGUUGGCGUAUUGAAUGUUGUCAAUAACCCAAAAUUUACGCACAUUUUCAUUGAUGAGGCUGCUGCCUCUAUCGAACCGGAGACGCUGAUGGGCAUUGUGGGAAAUAAAAUACACCCAUGUCAUGUUAUACUCUCUGGCGAUCAUAAGCAGUUGGGGCCGGUUAUCAUGUGUAAUCGAGCUGCCUCUCUUGGCUUGGAUCAAUCCCUUAUGGAUCGCCUGAUGGCCACCAAAUUGUAUCAGGUUAAUGCCAGUGGAGACUAUGAUAAGACAUUGCAGACACGUUUGCGUCGCAACUACCGAUCCCAUCCGGAGAUCGUGGGCAUCUACAACAAGCUCUUCUACAAUGGCGAAUUAAUACCGUUGGCACCCCCCGCUGAGGUCAAUCGGGCAGCCAAUUGGAGUGUUCUGCCCAGCCAAGGAUUUCCAAUCAUAUUUCAAGCUGCACACGGAGCAACUGAGCGCGAAGAGCACUCCACAAGUAGCUUCAAUAAGAGGGAGGCCGACGUCCUCUGCUGGUACGUAACGAGCCUAUUGAGAGAUGGACUUGGCAACGGUAUUGAGGUGAAGCAGGAGGACAUUGGUGUUGUGUCUCCAUAUCUGGCUCAAUGCAAACUGUUGAAAAAGAUGCUUCGUCAACGAAAACAAACCAAUGUAAAGAUUGGAAGCGUUGAGAGAUUCCAGGGCGAUGAAAAGUCUAUCAUAAUUGUAUCGAUGGUCAGUUCCUAUGCGAGCACACAAUUCCUUUCGAAUCCUCGACGUGUCAAUGUGCUGCUCUCGCGUGCCAAGUCGUUGAUGAUACUGAUCGGGAAUCCAAUCACACUAAGCGAUGACAAGAACUUCAAGUUUAUCAUCGAUCAGUGUAAGAUGAAGGGUAAUCUAUUGUUCCUUGAAAAUUUAUUAAAAGACGACUUCAGCAAGCGCCAGGAACAAGAAGCAAAUGAUAGCGACACUUCCUCGUGCUCGUCUGAUCUGGAUUAUCGCAUGAAUCAUCUGUCUGUGUAAUGCUGAGUUCAUUUUAUUUUAUUUUUUAUAUUGUUAUCCGAAUUUGAUGUCAGAACACUUGCUUAAAUAAAGAACACCUAUUGUUCAAAAUA